GAUGAAACGUCAAAAAUAAAAAUUCUCCCAAAAGAAGUUUAUUUUCUUCUUGAAGAAAAGAAACUUUUUUAUUGGUUUUUUAUUUAAUUUACGUCGAAGCUGGAAGCGCAUUCAAAAAUAGCUUCCAUUGUUGAUCGGUUUCAAUAAUUAUAGUCGUGAUUCCACUAUCAAUCUUUUUUUUUUUCAUUUUAUGUUAAGUUUACUUGUAAGAACAAUGAAAAUUUAUUGUAAAUUAUAAUAACAAAAUUUAUACACAUACACUUUGCCAUAAUAAUCCUUUUUAUAAUGUCGUCGUCCAAUUUAAUUGAAUAUUUAAAAAGUCCACAAUUAGUUGUACAAUUUCAAGAGUAUUUUGGUAUAAAAUACAUUAAUAACACAGAAGAUGUUAAAAGAAGUCCAAAUAGAAAGUUGUCACAAAAUGGCACAAUUGCCAAACCAAUACCAAAUACAUCACCAUCGUCGUCCUCCUCUUCUAAUAUCGAGGAACAAGCCCUUCUAAGUGAAUCAUCGUCGACAGAAUCUCACAAUAGCGCAGUUAAUGCUGCUAAAAAGGAUCUGCCUUAUAGAAUAGAGAACAAAUUUUGGUAUUAUCUCUUUCUCUUUGGCACUGAACUGGGCGAUGAAAUAUUCUAUGCAUCCUUUAUUCCAUUUUGGUUCUGGAAUGUUGACAGUGCUGUCGGGAGAAGAGUCAUAUUUCUCUGGUCAAUUGUUAUGUAUAUCGGUCAAAGUCUAAAAGAUAUAAUUCGAUGGCCAAGACCUGGAAGACCAGUUAGUCAAUUACAAACGAGAUGGGCCUUGGAAUAUGGCAUGCCAUCGACGCAUGCUAUGGUGGCAGUUUCAAUACCAUUCUCUGUGUUUAUCUUCACACAGCAAAGGUAUUUGUAUCCAGCUUAUGUGGGAUUGUCUAUAUCAAUUGUCUGGUGUACAAUUGUUUGUUUAAGUCGUAUCUAUUUGGGAAUGCAUAGUGUUUUGGAUGUUUUAGCUGGACUAAUUCUGACUUUCAGUCUCAUGAUCAUACUCAUCCCACUAGUCGAUUAUUUGGAUUUUUUCAUCGUGACAAGUCUAUUUUCACCAAUAUUCGUUAUUUGCAUAUCAAUACUUCUAGUCUACUUUUAUCCCCAACCAAGAGAAAAAUGGACCCCCACAAGAGGUGACACAACAAUGACAAUAUCUGUCUGUGCUGGUCUUCAAAUCGGAGCUUGGCUAACCUAUCAGUUAGGUGAUGUUCUUCAUGCAAAUCCACCAUUAGAACCGCAUGCAAUCAUUUGGCCAACCUAUCAAAUGAUUGGUCAUUUGCUUCUUCGAACAGUAUUUGGAAUGUGUUGUAUAAUGGCAACUAGAGCUAUUGGAAAAUCCAUUACUUAUGCCAUGGCAUGUGCUGCCCUUGGAAAGGACAAAAACGAAGUUCGUAAUUCUCCAAGUAGCUUUCAAAAUAAAAUCAAAACUAUUGUCGAACUGAGUCAUACUUAUUUGACUUACGGAUUAAUUGGUAUCAAUACACAUUAUCUAUUGCCACAUGUAUUCAAACUGAUCGGCAUAGGACGACCAGAUUUCUAUACAGAGAUAUAGAACCGAUUAAAGACUUAAAAGCUGAAAGCUUUCUUAACAAAAUCAUCAUUCCGUACUCCACAAAAAAAUGCGUUUUUUAACCGAUAUUUGCGCACAAAAUAUAAAAAAAAGUCAUUUUAUGUAUUAUUGUAGGUUGAUGAAUAAACUUUGUGUAUUUUCUUCGUCGUUUAACAAAAUCAUA
This is a messenger RNA of Episyrphus balteatus (marmalade hoverfly), 1750 nucleotides long. Its product is annotated as sphingosine-1-phosphate phosphatase 1-like. Gene Ontology annotation, biological process: sphingosine metabolic process; phospholipid dephosphorylation. The record is from RefSeq and is a predicted model, not a curated record. Gene Ontology annotation, molecular function: sphingosine-1-phosphate phosphatase activity. The transcript has 5 exons. Gene Ontology annotation, cellular component: endoplasmic reticulum membrane. Lineage: Eukaryota; Metazoa; Arthropoda; Insecta; Diptera; Syrphidae. The coding region runs from base 286 to 1569 and encodes 427 amino acids.